AUGCGCCGCGAGACGUCCCCAGCACCAGUGGCGGAGCCCCCAUCUUCUACUUCGGUGCUCAGCCGUGCGGAGCAAGGCUGGCUUCGGUCGAUCGUGGGCAAGAAGAGUACCGUGCCGAAGAAGCUCGCACGGCCUGAUGCCACCAACUUCCCCUGGACGGCGAUGGCCAACGACGAGGGUGUCACAGGCAACGUGGACAAGUGCAUCGCUGCCCACUGUCCCAGGAAGCAGAUGCCCAAGUCAAAAGCAAGGGUUUGGUUGCGCCUCGCGCUUCGCGGUCUGGGCGACUUCAGGGCGAGGCGCGAGUCCCUCGUCCUGUGCCCCGAUGGGGAGUGGCCGCCGCCCAAGAAGGGCAAGGGCGCCACGGGCGGUGCCCUCGGGCCAUGCGGGGUGAUGGGGAGCUCGGCCGAGGCCCUGCUUGCCGUGCAGAACCUGGACGGCAGAGCUCUGGGCGGAGGCACGAUCAGCGUCGUGGUGGACGGAACCUCCAAGGAUGGGACGAAGCUUUGCGUUACAGGCAUACCUGACGGCGUGGAGUGGCAGGCUCUGAAGGAGCUUUUUAUGGAGGCAGGCGACGUGAAGUUCGCGGCCGUGAACAAGGGCACGGGCCCUUCUGGCACCUGCGAGGGCGAGGUCCGGUUCGAGACAGCUGCGGACAUGCAGGCAGCGUUGGGCCAGCUCAACGGGAGCAUCUUUGCCGGAGCCAAGCUCACUGUCAAGGCGGACGCGACCUCGAAAGAUGGCACCAAGUGUUUCAUCUACGGGCUUCCCUUUGGCACGCAGUGGCAGGAGCUGAAGGACCACUGCUCCCAGUCCGGGGCAGUCGCCUUCUGCGCGAUCAAGGAGGGCGAGGGUGGCAGCGAGCUGGAAGGAGAGGGCGAGAUCCGCUACGACGACCCCGCGCACGCCGUGCAGGCGCUGUCGCUGGAUGGGAGUGAGCUGUGCGGUGCGUCCAUAACAGUGCGGGCGGACCCGCUUCGCGAGGACAAGCUGAGAGUCCUCGGGCUGCCUGCCAGAUGUCAAUGGCAGGAGCUUAAGGAUCAUUUUGCCACGAUCGGGACGGUGGCCUUCGCCAGCGUGAAGCCGAUAGUCAAGGGUGCCGGCGGCGUGGGUGAAGUCCGCUUCGACGAGCCGUCGCUCGCGCAGGCGGCG
Messenger RNA from Prorocentrum cordatum, 1152 nucleotides. NCBI's taxonomy places the organism in Eukaryota, Dinophyceae, Prorocentrales, Prorocentraceae. The record is from the annotation of a GenBank genome assembly.